UUUCUCUCUUCUCUCUUUGUCUUCAACUUCUCACAGCCUCAGGGUUUCUCAUAGCCUCAGGGUUUCUCAUUCAUCACUACUCUCAUCCAUGACGAUCUGUCACACUCUUCAUUGUUAAAUCUGAAGCAUGGACGCGAGCGGUCUAUUGCACUACUUCAUCUUUAAUCUAAUUACAAUGAUCUUCUUGUUGCUGUAGAAAUUUUGACUCCAAACUAAGGGUACAUGUUCUCCCUUGAUAUAAUGGUGGCCCUAGACAAGUACAACAACGAGCUGGCCGAGUCUGUGAUGGAGAAAGCGAAGAGGCUUUGCAAGGAGGUUCAUGAUUUUGAUGUUAAGGUGGAGACGAGGGUGGAGAGUGGAGAUCCAAGGGACGUAAUUUGUCAGGCAACGGAGAAAUUGGGUGUCGAUAUGGUGGUGUUAGGAAGUUUUUUUGGGGUGGUUAAUUUAAAUGGCAGGAUUUUCUUAGGAAGUGUGAGCAAUCAUUGUGUACAUAAUGCGAAGUGUCCCGUUCUAAUUGUGAAAAGGUCCAAAUCAACUACUCCUAACAAAUAAUAUGGCAGUGUUACAUCCAUAUAAUCUGCUCUCCAUUUAAGCCUCCUCCGAAGAGGUGGCAAGACAUAAUA
Camellia sinensis is the source of this 623-nucleotide messenger RNA. The record is from RefSeq and is a predicted model, not a curated record. NCBI's taxonomy places the organism in Eukaryota, Viridiplantae, Streptophyta, Magnoliopsida, Ericales, Theaceae.